GCGCACUUUUCGAUGGUCACGUUACCAAUGCACAUUUAUCACCAGAUGUAGGUAUCGAGACCUAGCCAAAAGUUUAGUGAAUCCCGGGAUGACUGGUAAUCUGCCAUGCGGGUGGUUUGUUUCAGUAACUCUUUUAGGUUCUUCACGUUUACGAAAACCAAUAUCACCAUCUUGAUGCAAACCAGUAAUGCUUGUUGGCAAUGAUUUAUAAUUUCGAACUUUUCCUACUGUAAGUUAAGACUUAGCACACCAACUCUCAAUGUGUUACUAAGUUGCACCAUCGCUUUGCAUUCUCUUAUUUUAGUGUGCAUGACAUGUACAUAAUUUAUUCUAGUAGGAGCCAAGUCUUAUCGGGGUCAUUAAUUUCUCUGGUUACAUAUAUAUAGUUGAUUCAGUGUAAGUAUGCGAGUUUCAUCUUAGAAUCACACUCAGUAGUUUAAGUGAAGUGUCUUUCAUGAAAAUACACGUUUGUUCUAAAUUGUUUUUUUCUUCCUCAUUGAUUUUAGUUACUAUUCUCUCUCUGCGAUAUAAACUUAGUGUCCGAUUUCAUUGCCCUGCAUAGAGUCAUUCCGUUUGUAACUGCUUCAUGGUUUGGUUUCACCUAUUGUUAUUUCGAAGUUUCAAUUACGUUAAUCGGAAAUUGCUCUCUACGCGUGUUAAAUUGAGUCCAUUAGCCGAUGCUUUUAAUUACCAUAGUUUAAAAACAAAGGAUGAACAUUUAAGCAAAAGGACAGGUAUCUUUUGCAUAAUAUCAAUAUUUUUAAUCAUAUAGGACUUUUUGGCCAUCCGGUUUUGACGUCUCCUCAUAGUUUUCAAAGUCUGGUUGAGUCUACUAUCGGAGAGUGUCAUGUGUUGUGUGAUGAAGCUACUUCUCAGACAAGAGUUAGGAAAAUAGUCCAGAUAUUAGACGAUCUAUCCGAUACAUUGUGUCGAGUUGCUGAUUUAUCUGAUUGUAUACGAAUGCUUCAUCCAGAUCAAGCAUAUCGCUAUUCUGCACUGAAAGCAUGUCAGUCAAUUGGUCAACUUGUUGAAGAAUUGAAUACUAAUUCAAACUUAUAUAAUGCCUCUGUUCGUGCAAGUAGUUCAUCUCAAGUGGAUAAAUUAAUUCCAGAUACACAUAUGGAUAAUGUUGAUAGGCGUGUACUCGAUUUAUUUGUAGCUGAUUUUGAACUAUCUGGUGUACAACUACAGGAUCCCUGUCGACACGAACAGUUUGUGCAUGCUGCUUCAUUUGCCUUAAAUUGUGGUGCUAAAUUUAUUGAAGGUUGCCAUAGUACAGUAACUUAUCCAUCGAAGUAUUCAGCAAAUAGUUAUUCAAAUUCAAUUGAACUUGUUCAUCCACUUAGUGAUCAUCCAGAUCCUUCUAUCCGUUUAUCCACCUAUUGUGCAUAUUAUGCACCCAUUCAAGGCCAAGAAAAGUGUCUAGAACAACUUUUGAGUGCACGACAUGAAAUGGCACAAGCAGCUGGCUUUCAAAAUUAUGCUAAACGUGCCACGCUCUAUAGUUUAGCUGAAACACCUGAGAAUGUAGACGAAUUCCUUCAGCAUGUUUGUAAGAAACUUCUUCCUAUUUCAACUGAAGUAGCAAGAAAACAGUUAUUACCAAUCAUAAAAAACUCUUAUCGGAAAACGAAGAUGCACAACUUGCAAACGGAUUGUAAUGCAAAUUUAAUUUGGCCUAGUGAUUUACCCUUUGCACUUGGUGUUAAACGCCAGGCAUUAUGUAGUCGUCAUUUGACAGAUUAUUUUUCAUUGGGUGCAUGUAUGGAAGGUGUAAGUCAAUUGGCCAAUUGUCUAUUUGGAUUACGUCUAGAAGUUGUACCGGUACAACCUGGAGAAGUAUGGCAUCCAUCUGUUAUCAAAGUUCAUGUCUAUUCGACUAAGAAUAAUUCAACAGAACCAAUUGGGAUAGUCUAUUGUGAUCUGCUUGAUCGUCCUGGUAAACCUGCCCAAGAUUGUCAUUACACUAUACGUGGUGGUCGAUGCCUAGAUAAUGGUUCUAGUAAUCGAUCAUAUCAAUCUCCAAUUAUAACACUUCAAUUGACGGUAUCUCCGCCUGAAUCGAAUUCUAAACCACCACUUCUUAGUAUAGGACAAGUUGAAAAUUUAUUUCAUGAAUGGGGACAUGCAUUACAUUCUAUGCUUGCACGUACACGAUAUCAGCAUGUUACUGGGACACGGUGUAGUACUGAUUUAGCUGAAUUACCAUCAACUUUAUUUGAACACUUUGCAUUAGAUCCGCGUGUAGUAUCAGAAUAUGCUCGACAUUGGAAAACAGGUCAGAAACCAGAUCCUAAUGAAAUAAUUGCAUUACAACAAUUAUCCGUUGGUUUAGGACUUGGUCAAAGUUUAGAAGUUAGUCAACAGGCUACCUAUGCUAUUCUGGAUCAAGUUUUGCACUCAGGUCCUAUUGAAAAUACUUUACUGCCUUAUGCAAAAUCAACUCACGAAUCAGAUGGGUUAUGGCCUGCAUCCUCUAAAUUAUUAUCAGAUAUUCAAUGUAAAGUUGGACUAUCUGAUUGGUCUAGUUGUUCACCAGCUCAUCUAGGCGCAUGGCCUCAUCGUUUUACUCAUUUAGUCAAUUACGGUGGACGCUAUUAUGCUUAUUUGAUGGCAAAAGCUGGAGCUAAUCUUGUUUGGAGACGUCAUUUUUCCAAAGAUCCUUGGUGUUCCUCAAGUGGACAGCUUUAUAUGGAAAAAUUAUUAUGUCAUGGUGGCGAGUAUCCUCCAGCUAUUCUACUUUCGGACCUUUUGAAUUGUGAUGAUGAGAUCAACAGUCAAAAUGUACUAUUAUCUCCUAAAAAGUUAGCUGAAGGUUUAACUGAUCAAUUGGAAGAAAUGGAAAUGGCUUCAACUUCUUUACUGAACCGUAUUGAAUCACCGAGUUUAUUCAGACCAGAAUCAUACCAUUAGUAGCAAGAGAGAAGAGAACUUAAUAAUUGUGACAUAUCUCGUUGGUGAUGAUACCUUGUAAAUACAUCAGCUAAUUAUUUUCCUAAAUGCUCAUAUAUUAAUUUGUUGGUUUUGUCAAAUAAUUUAGAACAUGCAAUAAAUAGAAGCUUUCGUUUUUGAUAUAACAUAAUUCACUUCUCGCACCUUGGCCAUAUCAUCUCGAACAAUGAACGUGAAUAACUGUGCUCUUUCCUGUGACACUCACUUACUUAAGCCUGUUACCCCUCUUGGAGCAUAGGCGGUCGACUCCUAAUCUCCAAUCUACUCUGUCCUAGGCUCUUUUUUCCAUUUGUUGCCAAGUUCUAUUCUUCCUUGUAAUGUCUGCUUCCAAUUACAGACACAGUGUUUUUUUAUUUGCUCCUUUCUUUUGAUGUGUGAAUUCCACGUUGGAGCAUGUUUUUUGAUACAGU
Messenger RNA from Schistosoma curassoni, 3362 nucleotides. NCBI's taxonomy places the organism in Eukaryota, Metazoa, Platyhelminthes, Trematoda, Strigeidida, Schistosomatidae. The record is from the annotation of a GenBank genome assembly.